UCCGUCACUCUGCCGCUGAUUGUGCAGACUGCUGCUGUUUCUGCCUUCAUUCAGCACCACCACGUCCGGUCGGAUGACUGUUUCCUCCCGCACCUGCUGAACAUCUCUGCCCCCCCUGGACAAACACAUGGACACGGGCGAAUUCAGACAGCAUGGGCUCCAGACUGAAGCAAAACCCUGAGCGAACCUUCCACUGGUUCUUCGAAGCAAAUUGCCCCGUUGCCAGAGACAAAGAUCCCGGCGUACUGUUUCAGUUCCCAGAGGACUUCAGUGACGAGGAGUCCUGUCAGACAUUGCCUAAAUUCUGCUUCCCAUACGACAUACAGAGAGUGAGGGGCGGAGUGGCCGUGCAGCACUUUACUUUUGUUCUGACUGACCUUGAGGGAUGCCAACGCUUCGGCUUCUGCCGCCUCACCAACAGCACACAAACCUGCCUUUGCAUACUCAGCUAUCUUCCAUGGUUUGAAGUGUUUUACAAACUUCUCAACAACUUGGCUGAUUACCUGACAAAGGGACAGACCAGCGAGAUGAAAGCGUUGCUGGCUUCACUCUACAAGCAGCCCAUACCGCUGGCAGCUGGAUCCAUCACUCUGCAGAUGGGAGAGCAGCUAUUGGUCAGCACAGAGGUGUCCCAUCCUGUUGGACACCCAGGGGCACAAGAGGGGGUGCCGUACUUCAUCGCUCCAGACCCCAGAAGUCUCCCCUCCAUCCCAGAAAAUAGGAACUUGACAGAGCUGAUUGUGGCAGUGGAUGUGGGCAACCUGCUCCAGAUCUAUGCCAGCAUGCUGUUUGAGAGACGCAUCCUGAUCUUUGCCAGCAAACUCAGCACUCUGACGUCUUGUGUGCAUGCACUCAGUGCCGUGUUGUAUCCCAUGUACUGGCAACACAUCUUCAUACCUGUCCUGCCACCUCACCUACUGGACUACUGCUGUGCACCCAUGCCUUUCCUAAUAGGCGUCCACAGCAGUCUAUCUGAGUGGGUGAGGAGUCGCGGGCUGGAGGAAGUCGUGAUUCUAAAUGUGGACACGAACACUCUCGAAACCCCCUUUGACGACCUCAAGAGGAUACCUUCAGAUGUGAUGUCUGGGCUGAAGCUGUGUCUGAAGCGUCAGGCCGUGUCUCCCGGCUCCGGUGUCUCCCGGGCCUUCCUGAGGGCUCAGGCCCUGCUGUUCGGGGGCUACAGGGACGCACUGCAGGGUCACGAGGAAGGUGAAAUAUUUUUCAGCGAGAGGCUGUUUCUAGAUCACAAGUCUCACAGUAUGGGGCAGUUCCUGCAAAGCGCCGUUCAUUUGCAGUUCUUCAAACAGUUCAUAGAUGGCCGCCUGGAUAUUCUCAACACAGGGGAGGAACCAGACGACCUGUUUGAGGAUGAGAUCCUAAAGUGUGAAACAACAGCUGGAAGAAGCAAAUCGUAUCAGCAGUUAGUUGGUAAUUUAAAGAAAGGGGGAGGAGCGCUUAUCCUCAACAUGAAGUCCAAGGCAAACAUGAGAGCCAAAGGUCUCGCCAAGUCUGGUUGGAAAAAUCUGCUGAUGCACAAGGCCAACAAUGAAGCCCACUCUCUUCAGAGAGGAGGAUCAGUGUCACACCGCCGUGCCCAAUCUGACUGCCUGCAGAAUCGCCUGCCAAUCACGCCACACUUCGGGAUGUCACGUCCCCGUCGGCCUGUUCACAAACACAGGCCUCCCAGAGACCAGGACAACAUGAAGGACACCGAGGAUACAUGGGAUGGAGCCGUUUCUGGGCCUGCAGUCGAGCCUGACGCUGAGCUCCAGGAGGAUGAAGAAGACGGGGAGGGUACACUGCUGAGUGACCCGGAGGAGAUGGACCUGCUCGGGGAGAUUUUUGACACUCUCAGCUCCCGGAGCUCCCAUGAACGCGGCCUCCUGUACGGCACCCGCAGUCUGGAUCUGUUCGGACCAGACAGCCAUGACUAUAUCACAAAGUUCGGUCCAGUCAACCCCAGCCAGGAAAGCCUGUGUCUGUCCAUCAGCGGCAGUGGCAGCCUGCACAGCUGGAAUCCGGACUCCGAUUGGCCAUACCUGGACCCCAGUGUUCCAGAGGAGGAGGGGUCAGAGUGUCUACUGGCAACGUGUGAAAUGGAGGAAAAAGAUAGGGGACAGAGGGAGGAUGAAGAGAAACAGGAAGAAGUGAAGGUGGCAAUAAAUGGGAACCAAGGACAAGAAAAAGAAAACAGACAUACAUUUGAGGAAGUUCGGUUUGAGGAAAUGAGAGUGAGCCUCGGAGCGGAACCUGAGGAAGAAACGUCUGAGAAGCGAGAGGAUGAAGGGUUAAAAGCAAAGCGGGAAGAUGAGAGAAAUCAGAGUGAUGAGUUGGCUGAGGGACAAGAAACGCAAAGAGAAACAAAGGAAAUGCAGAAAGUUGUAGCGAGUGAAGAGGAGGGAAAUGAGAACCAGGAAGAGAAAGAGGUUACAAGAUCUUUCAACGAACUUAGAAAGCUGAAUAACCAUUAUCCCAACAUGGUGGAGGAGCGGCAAGGACAACAGGAGACAGACAUUCCAGACAGCACAGUUUGUCCUGGGCCUCAGAGCCCCACUGCUGACCCCAAACCUCCAGCAGUUCAGGAACAGAGGAGUGAAGAAGCGGUCAAGAAAGAGGAGCGGGGGUCGGGACAAAUGCCCUCUCCACCGAAAGUGCAAUCUACUGUAGCACGCUUCCAGUCUCAGGCCUCCAGCCAGAGCUUUCAGGUGAAGUCCAGGAUCAAGGGCUUGGCUGAACCGGGGAGGCCGUGCAACGCGUUGUGGAGCACGGAGAAAACACAAACCCACCGGCCCUGUGACUCAAAUAUAUCAGAAGAGAACAACUGCUCAGGGGCCCAUGAGGGGAAAGACCCCACUCCCAUCAAAGUGUCGGAACUUAAGAAGAGAUUUGAAGCUUGAAGGACAAUUCUGUUGACAUGGUUUUGUGGUCAUUGAUGACAAAUUGCCCUAUUUCCCUUGUUGUUGCCGUUAAAAAAUAUAUUGUUUUCUUUUUUACAGAAAAUGUCCCAAAACUGGAGUAAAGACGACAAAUUUUCAGCUGCACUUAUAUUUAUGAGUGAUAAACUACAGCAUGUGAGUUGGUGCUAGAGAAGCAACAUGUCCCCAGUGCCACAGUGUGGCUUAGUGGUGUGUUUUAAAAACAUUUUGUAGGAUUUGUUGACAAUAAAAAAUUUUAAACAGGA
Messenger RNA from Scophthalmus maximus (turbot), 3181 nucleotides. It is a transcript of the gene dennd1c, whose product is annotated as DENN domain containing 1C. Gene Ontology annotation, molecular function: guanyl-nucleotide exchange factor activity; phosphatidylinositol phosphate binding. NCBI's taxonomy places the organism in Eukaryota, Metazoa, Chordata, Actinopteri, Pleuronectiformes, Scophthalmidae. Gene Ontology annotation, cellular component: cytosol; intracellular membrane-bounded organelle. Gene Ontology annotation, biological process: endocytic recycling; endocytosis. The transcript is spliced from 23 exons. The record is from RefSeq and is a predicted model, not a curated record. Bases 153 to 2897 code for a protein of 914 amino acids.